Molecule: messenger RNA, 2056 nt
Organism: Enhydra lutris kenyoni (northern sea otter)
Lineage: Eukaryota; Metazoa; Chordata; Mammalia; Carnivora; Mustelidae
Product: phosphorylase kinase catalytic subunit gamma 2
Exons: 9
Coding region: 608-1780 (390 amino acids)
Biological process (GO): protein phosphorylation; glycogen biosynthetic process
Cellular component (GO): phosphorylase kinase complex
Molecular function (GO): ATP binding; phosphorylase kinase activity; calmodulin binding
Source: RefSeq, a predicted model, not a curated record
CGGCCAAGGAGUUUUACCAGAAGUACGACCCUAAGGACGUCAUUGGCAGUUGGCGUUGUCCACACUUCAGAGCUCGCAAAAUGGAAGUCCAGAGACCUGAUGUCAGUGGGUCACUUGGAGGUUAGUUAGUGGCACAUUUGGGACCUACACCAAGGUCUCCUGAUUCACAACUUUGUUCUCCAGUCAAUGGUCUGCUGUUUAUUUGGAGCCUCUUACACUUGAGGUAUUGUAGGAGAACUUUGGGAUUCAGAAGGGGUAAUCAAGGGAAGUGUGAGUAAAAUUUGGAGGGAGCCUUAGAUCAUUUCUUCUUGCUUUCUCCUUGUGGGGUUCCGGGAGAAGGGGCAGGUUCUGGGGCUCAGUGUGGAAAGGACCUCCCUAAGCUUCUCCAUGCAGGGAGUGGCUGAGGCUGGAUUCGAACCCAGCACCCCGCCUGCCUUCCCUGUGAGCUUUGUGUUGCAUCUUGCUGGGUACUCACAUGGCUUGCUGAGGCUACUGUGAAGCUGCCGUAGGCCAGGGUGAACCGCAGUAGGCUGCCUUAUUGUCCAGAUGGGGCUUCAGAAUACGGUGCAGCGGGUACAAGGAUGGCGAGGCUCCACUCUGUGUGGAAAUGAGAGAGCAGGAGGUCCUGACGCGUGUGCGGUCUGACUCUGGCAGAGGAGUGAGCUCUGUGGUGCGCCGUUGUGUUCAUCGAGCCACUGGCCAUGAGUUUGCGGUGAAGAUCAUGGAGGUGACAGCUGAGCGGCUGAGUCCUGAACAGCUAGAGGAGGUGCGAGAAGCCACGCGGCGAGAGACGCACAUCCUUCGCCAGGUCGCCGGCCACCCCCACAUCAUCACUCUCAUCGAUUCCUACGAGUCUUCUAGCUUCAUGUUCCUGGUGUUUGACCUGAUGCGGAAGGGAGAGCUGUUUGACUACCUCACAGAGAAGGUGGCCCUCUCCGAAAAGGAAACCAGGUCCAUCAUGAGGUCUCUGCUGGAAGCAGUGAGCUUUCUCCACGCCAACAACAUUGUGCACCGAGACCUGAAGCCCGAGAAUAUUCUCCUAGAUGACAAUAUGCAGAUCCGACUUUCAGAUUUUGGGUUCUCCUGCCACUUGGAACCUGGCGAGAAGCUCCGAGAGUUGUGUGGGACCCCAGGGUACCUAGCACCAGAGAUCCUUAAAUGCUCCAUGGAUGAGACCCACCCCGGCUACGGAAAGGAGGUCGACCUCUGGGCCUGCGGCGUGAUCUUGUUCACACUCCUGGCUGGCUCACCACCAUUCUGGCACCGCCGCCAGAUCCUGAUGUUACGCAUGAUCAUGGAAGGCCAGUACCAGUUCAGCUCGCCCGAGUGGGAUGACCGUUCCAACACGGUCAAAGACCUGAUCUCCAGGCUGCUCCAGGUGGACCCUGAGGAGCGCCUGACAGCGGACCAGGCCCUGCAGCACCCGUUCUUUGAGCGCUGUGAAGGCAGCCAGCCCUGGAACCUCACGCCCCGCCAGCGGUUCCGGGUGGCAGUGUGGACCGUGCUUGCUGCGGGACGCGUGGCCUUAAGCACCCAGCGUGUCCGGCCACUGACCAAGAGCGCACUGCUGAGGGACCCUUACGCGCUGCGGCCUGUGCGGCGCCUCAUUGACAGCUGUGCCUUCCGGCUCUAUGGGCACUGGGUGAAGAAGGGGGAGCAACAGAAUCGCGCCGCCCUCUUCCAGCACCAGCCCCCCGGGCCUUUUCCCAUCACGGGCCCUGAAGAGGAGGGGGACUCCGCUGCUAUCCCCGAGGAGGAUGCUGUGCUGGUGCUGGGCUAGCACUUUGGCCCCGGGGACCCCAGAGUGUAGGACUCUCCAGGAGGAGGACUUUUAUCAUUCCAGCCCUUCUGGGCUUUGGCCUCGGGCCUUGCCCCUCAGGCUGGCCAGGCCCACCACUGCUUGUACUACCAUGAAGAACAGCCAUGUACCCCUGCCCCCACCAGCCGGGGCUUUGGGGUCGGAGCAGAGGGGGAAGGCAGCCACUCGCAACACCACGCCUGGCCUCAUCUGUGCUGCUUCUGCCGCAUUUGCAAUAAAAUCUGCAUGCCAGAGGGA